This is a messenger RNA of Colletotrichum lupini, 1344 nucleotides long. Its product is annotated as beta-tubulin. The transcript is spliced from 7 exons. The record is from RefSeq and is a predicted model, not a curated record. NCBI's taxonomy places the organism in Eukaryota, Fungi, Ascomycota, Sordariomycetes, Glomerellales, Glomerellaceae. Gene Ontology annotation, biological process: mitotic cell cycle; microtubule cytoskeleton organization. Gene Ontology annotation, cellular component: microtubule; cytoplasm. Gene Ontology annotation, molecular function: GTPase activity; GTP binding; structural constituent of cytoskeleton. The coding region runs from base 1 to 1344 and encodes 447 amino acids.
AUGCGUGAGAUUGUUCACCUUCAGACCGGCCAGUGCGGUAACCAGAUUGGUGCUGCCUUCUGGCAGAACAUCUCUGGCGAGCACGGUCUCGACAGCAAUGGCGUGUACAACGGCACUUCCGAGCUCCAGCUCGAGCGCAUGAGCGUCUAUUUCAACGAAGCCUCCGGCAACAAGUACGUUCCUCGCGCCGUCCUCGUCGACUUGGAGCCCGGUACCAUGGACGCCGUCCGUGCCGGUCCCUUUGGCCAGCUUUUCCGCCCCGACAACUUCGUCUUUGGCCAGUCCGGUGCCGGCAACAACUGGGCCAAGGGUCACUACACUGAGGGAGCUGAGCUCGUCGACCAGGUUCUCGAUGUCGUCCGUCGCGAGGCUGAGGGCUGCGACUGCCUCCAGGGCUUCCAGAUCACCCACUCCCUUGGUGGUGGUACCGGUGCCGGUAUGGGUACCCUCCUGAUCUCCAAGAUCCGUGAGGAGUUCCCCGACCGCAUGAUGGCCACCUUCUCCGUCGUUCCCUCUCCCAAGGUUUCCGACACCGUUGUCGAGCCCUACAACGCCACCCUCUCCGUCCACCAGCUGGUCGAGAACUCCGACGAGACCUUCUGCAUUGACAACGAGGCUCUCUACGACAUCUGCAUGCGUACCCUCAAGCUCUCCAACCCCUCCUACGGCGACUUGAACCACCUCGUUUCCGCCGUCAUGUCCGGUGUCACCACCUGCCUGCGUUUCCCCGGUCAGCUGAACUCUGACUUGCGCAAGCUCGCCGUCAACAUGGUUCCUUUCCCCCGUCUCCACUUCUUCAUGGUCGGCUUCGCUCCCCUGACCAGCCGUGGCGCCCACUCCUUCCGCGCCGUCAGCGUUCCCGAGCUCACCCAGCAGAUGUUCGACCCCAAGAACAUGAUGGCUGCCUCUGACUUCCGCAACGGUCGUUACCUGACCUGCUCUGCCAUCUUCCGUGGUAAGGUCGCCAUGAAGGAUGUUGAGGACCAGAUGCGCAACGUUCAGAACAAGAACUCGUCCUACUUCGUCGAGUGGAUUCCCAACAACGUCCAGACCGCCCUUUGCUCCAUUCCUCCCCGCGGCCUCAAGAUGUCUUCCACCUUUGUCGGUAACUCUACCGCCAUCCAGGAGCUCUUCAAGCGUGUCGGUGAGCAGUUCACUGCCAUGUUCCGUCGCAAGGCUUUCUUGCAUUGGUACACUGGUGAGGGUAUGGACGAGAUGGAGUUCACUGAGGCUGAGUCCAACAUGAACGAUCUCGUCUCCGAGUACCAGCAAUACCAGGAUGCUGGUGUUGACGAGGAGGAGGAGGAGUACGAGGAGGAGGUCCCUCUUGAGGAGGAGGUUUAA